UCCCAACCUCACGUGACACUGCGGUCACGUGACAUGGCCCCGGGGAGCCGAGGCGCGCGUUCCAGCUUCCGGAGCCGGAGGGGGCCCGGCGUCCCCAGCCCCCAGGCCGACGCCACCAUGCUGUCCCGCCUGCUAAAAGAACACCAGGCCAAACAGAAUGAACGCAAGGAGCUGCAGGAGAAGAGGAGGCGAGAGGCUAUCACUGCAGCGACCUGCCUGACAGAAGCUUUGGUGGAUCACCUCAAUGUGGGUGUAGCCCAGGCCUACAUGAACCAGAGAAAGCUGGACCAUGAGGUGAAGACCCUACAGGUGCAGGCUGCCCAAUUUGCCAAGCAGACAGGCCAG
Molecule: messenger RNA, 345 nt
Organism: Cebus imitator (Panamanian white-faced capuchin)
Lineage: Eukaryota; Metazoa; Chordata; Mammalia; Primates; Cebidae
Gene: BLOC1S1
Product: biogenesis of lysosomal organelles complex 1 subunit 1
Exons: 3
Biological process (GO): endosomal transport
Cellular component (GO): BLOC-1 complex
Source: RefSeq, a predicted model, not a curated record